UCCGUAGAAUCUGUCAGUCUUUCGGAGACCGGUAUUCGAUCUGGACGUAUCGGGCUGUGUUCAGUUCAGUUUAGUGUCACAUAGGUGUUGUUGAAGGGGCGGCCGACCAACCAACCACCCACCUGCCCACCUGCCGACGCUGUCCGAUUUUGGGAUGUGGAGGGGAUGAAGAAUUUGUUCGAUUGUGUCGGAACCUAGACGUCGGCGAACUGCAGUUUGGGGUAGGUCCUUCCGAACGCUGGCUGGAGAAUUAUCUUAAAGCCGGGUGGUGCCGCGUGGAAAUUAAACGUGUGAUUCACUAUCGGGGUCUUGUGAUUAAUUAAUUAGACAUUGUUAAAAUUGGAUCAAGUGUGCCGCUACAAGCUGAUGUGUGACAUGCUUUCGCAAUUAUGAGUUCAUGAGCGUACAUUUCUUCCAGCAUAAAUUAUUCCAAAGCAGAUCUAGCGGGUGAAUGCGAUAAGAGUUUUGAACGCGGAUAGAAUUCUACUCGAAAGACGGAAUGUUCUGAGCUGCAGCGACUCGGGUGUCAAGUACAGAACUUUCAUCUUAUCUCCGACUUCCGGUAGGUUAGGAGCACUGCAUUGGAACUAACUGUUAUUGUUUCCCUAAAUGGGCGCAACAUUUUGCGUCCAAGAACAGUAUCCAUACAAGAAGAAGAAUACAUUUAAAUUUAAAACAAAAAGGGAAAGCGUGUGGAAGACAGAAAAUCUAAGUUUAUAUUAUUGUUUCAUGGAUUAAAUCCUUUUGUGCAAACGAACAAUAAAACGAACGCAAAACUGCCUCAGCAGGAAAACCACAUACUGUUGUCGUUGGGUGGGCGGAAAAGGAUAAAGCGUAGCGAAAAAGAAAAGUGAUUAUUGUGCUGUAGUGGAUUUUGGUGGAUAAGCGGGAGGAUUGUGUACGGAAGAGGAGAAAGCCAUUCCCCGGUGUGUAUAAAUGUUUGAGGAUUUGCUGAAUUUACAAUCGUCUGUGUAAAGACAACAGAGAGAAGGUUGUCUAACGGUGGCGUUUUAAUCGCGGUCUGUUGAUUCGAUCCCGGCUUACCGGGCUUCUCCAUCGAGCGAGACUAAUACAUAAAUCGUGUUCCGUGAUAGUGAGCGAGAGCAAGGAUACCAGGACGGAAGCUAGUCCUUCGUGGAACAGUCCAAUCUGUGAGUGGAGACACGAGAAACAGACAGACAGACAGCCACUUGGGGACAGAAAAUUGGGAACCUUAAUUCGGAGAAACAAAAUUAGUGCGAGAGUGAAUCCGAUCAAAGCUGGUAUCUGACGUAUCCGUGACAAUAUCAACUCGAAAAUGUACCGAUUGAUGACAGCUACCGUAAUAUGGCGGCGUCGGCACGAUCAUAUCGGGUCAGCACUGUUCGUACUAGUUUUACUUUUCAUGGCACAGGUGACCGUCACCGAAGCGAUGGGCUGCCCACAGAAAUGCUCCUGUCAGCAACGUACGGUACGAUGCGUCAAGCAGCAGCUCGAUCGUAUUCCGGAAAUGCCACCCGAUACCAAUAUUAUAGAUCUUCGCUUCAACCGCAUUCGAGAGGUACCGUCGGAUGCGUUCAUCAAUCUGGCCCAUCUGCAUACCGUGUUCUUGAAUGAAAACCAAAUCUCCCGGAUACAUCCAUUUGCGUUCCGUAGUCUUCCGUCGCUCAAAUAUUUGUACCUCAAUAAGAACAAAAUCGCAGAUAUUGCUCCCAAUGCAUUCGAGUCGCUGGAUCGAUUACAGAGCUUAUAUUUACAUUUCAACAAUAUUACCGCGUUCGAGAGGCAAACCUUCUCCAAUAUGCCAGCGCUAGAACGAUUAUUCCUGUUCGGGAACCAAAUCAGACACAUCCCCCAGGAUAGUUUUGAGGGUUUACCGGCGUUGAAGCGAUUACUUUUGGACGAUAAUCCGUUGGAAUGCGACUGCUCGCUGGUGUGGUUCGUGAGGAUGCUGCAGCAAUCCGAGCGGGCUCUUCUGCUAUCCAGUGGAUGUGGAUCGCCUAAAGCUCUAGCCGGGAAAAGUGUUACCGAUCUAACCGAAGAGGACUUCCACUGUACUAAACCGGAGAUUGUGAACGAACCGAAAGAUAUCGAGAUAAGUUACGGCCAGACGGCGGUGUUCACGUGCAAAGCCGUCGGCGAUCCCCGACCGGAAAUUGUGUGGAUGCUGAACACGAACGAAAUUCACUCGGACGAUACCCGAAUUAAUGUGCUGCCGGAUGGUUCACUGCGGAUCGAUGAAGUCACCGCCACCGAUGCCGGCCACUACGAGUGCAUGGCCAAGAAUAAUAUGGGCGAAGUGCAGUCCCGGCCGGCGCGUAUGAUUGUCAACAACGAGGUCAUCGAAACGGAAGCCGAGGCUCCGAAGUUUAUACAAACUCCGCCCGCCGAACUGGAACUGACCGAGGGACAGCCGGUUGUGCUGCACUGUGUGGUGUCAGGUGCUCCAACACCGAGCAUAAUGUGGAAAUUCAACAACCAAAAUAUCCAGAACGGACGCAUCAAACUGUUCGGUAAUGGGUCACUGAUUCUACCGGUGGCAACUCUGGACGAUGGAGGCAUGUACAGUUGCUACGCCGGAAACGCAAUCGGAAACGUGUCUGUCAAUGCCACCAUACGCGUCAACGCGCUUUCGCAUGCACCAUCAGCUUUUCCGACGGCUCUGGCUGAGUCUUUUUCAUCGUCUGAUCCGAUUACAACACCACGGAGUUCGUCAUCAUCAUCAUCAUCGCCGUUAACCAUUCACCCGACUACUACUAUUGAAAUAAUCGCAACAGCUGUACCACGAUUUACGCUGGACCCGGAAAAUGUAACGGCCAAAACUGGUGCCCACGUAACGCUCGAAUGCGAAGCGGACGGAAAUCCAUUGCCGCACAUCUGGUGGAAGCGCAACGGCCAACCGCUGGCAGAAACCAAACGGAUAUACUUCAGCGACGAUAACAUCGAGCUGACCAUCGAACACGUGAAGCAGUCUGAUUCGGGAACCUACGUGUGUGUCGCCGAGAACGAAUUGGGUAGCGUCGAAUCGUCUGCUGAAUUGACCGUGCAGAGUGAUGUUGGAUCACCGAAAUUCCUCUUCGAACCGUACGAUUUGGAAGCCAUCGAAGGGACGACCAUUGAACUGCCUUGCAAGGCCGAGGAGGACGCCAUUCUGCAGAUCAAAUGGCGAAAGGACGGCCGAACGCUAACCCAAACCGACAAGUAUCGUUUAUCAUCGACCGGCAGUCUGUCCAUCUCUAAUCUCACCGAAACCGACCGGGGACGGUACGAGUGCUCGCUGUUGAACCAGUACGGACGAGCAACGGCCAGUGGUUUGUUGACAGUGAAGAAAAAGCUGGAACUGCUUCCCGGUGACCAGUUCGUCAGGAUCGCCAUUGCCGAAGCCUCCCGCGAGGUCGAUCUUGCCAUCAACCAAAGCAUCGUGAAACUUUUCUCCGGAAACGGUACCAAGGCGCAACAUCACGGAGAUCUGUUUCGUAUCGUUCGUUUUCCGACCGGUCCUGCUCGAGAGCUCGCCCGUGCUGCGGAAGUUUACGAACGCACCCUGGUAAACAUACGCAAACACGUUGCCUCCGGAAGCAGUUUGAUGACGAACACGACGGAUUUCAACUAUAACGAUCUGCUCUCCCCGGAUUAUUUAGAUCUGUUGGCUCAACUUUCCGGCUGUAUGGCCCAUCGGGUCACACCGAACUGCACGGAUCUUUGUUUUCACGCCAAAUUUCGUACGUUAGACGGUUCAUGUAACAACUACAAAAAUCCUACGUGGGGAUCUUCUUUAACGGGUUUCCGACGACUGUUGCCUCCAAUUUAUGAAAAUGGUUUCAACAUGCCGAUCGGCUGGAACAGAACAGCCCUGUAUCAUGGAUUCCCGAAACCAAGUGCGCGACUUGUGUCGACUAGUUUGAUAUCCACUAACGAGAUUACAUCGGACGAUCGAAUCACCCACAUGGUGAUGCAAUGGGGUCAAUUCCUAGAUCAUGAUCUAGAUCACGCGAUCCCUUCGGUAAGCUCGGAAAGCUGGGACGGUGUAGACUGUAAAAAGACGUGUGAGUACGCAGCGCCAUGCUAUCCGAUUGAAAUUCCGGAAAACGAUCCGAGAGUUCACAAUCGUCGCUGUAUUGAUUUUGUGCGAUCGAGUGCUGUGUGCGGAUCUGGCAUGACCUCGAUAUUCUUCGGAACCAUACAACCUAGAGAACAGAUCAAUCAACUGACGGCUUUUAUCGAUGGAUCGCAGGUUUAUGGAUACUCGGAGAGCUUUGCAAGGGAUUUAAGAAAUUUGACGACCGACGACGGAUUGCUCCGAGAGGGACCACACUUCCCGAACCAAAAAUCGUUACUGCCAUUUGCGGCACCAACCGAUGGAAUAGAUUGCAGGAGAAAUUUGGAUGAGAGUACGGUGAAUUGCUUCACAGCUGGUGACAUUAGAGUUAACGAACAGCUAGGACUGUUGUCUAUGCACGUCAUUUGGUUCAGAGAACACAAUCGGAUCGCUAGUGAGUUAAAAAAAAUUAACCCUCAUUGGGAAGGUGACAAGAUUUAUUUCGAAACUAGAAAGAUCGUUGGAGCGGUUAUGCAACAUAUAACAUAUUCCCACUGGCUUCCGGAGAUUAUUGGUGUUCGUGGCAUGGCAGCACUUGGAGAAUACAGUGGAUACAGUUCGGAGGUAGAUCCAUCAGUUUCUAAUGAAUUUGCCACAGCUGCUUUGCGCUUCGGACAUUCACUGAUCAAUCCGAUUCUACAUCGUUUAAAUGAAUCUUUCGAACCGAUACCUCAGGGUCAUAUUCCUCUACAUAAGGCAUUCUUUGCUCCCUGGCGAAUCGUCUACGAGGGAGGAGUGGAUCCGCUUUUGCGAGGCUUAUUUUCAGUUCCAGCCAAAUUGAAGAAACCAGACCAGAAUUUGAACACUGAUCUAACGGAAAAGUUGUUUGAGACGGCCCAUGCAGUAGCAUUGGAUUUGGCGGCCAUAAACAUCCAACGUUCAAGAGAUCAUGCUCUGCCUGGCUACAACGAUUACCGAAAGCUCUGCCAUAUGAAAGUAGCUGAUUCGUUUGAUGAUCUUGCACGAGAGAUUACAAGUGACUCAAUUCGUAGCAAACUAAAAGAACUCUACGGCCAUCCGGACAACAUCGACUUGUGGGUUGGAGGUAUUCUCGAAGAUCAAUUACCCGGAGCAAAGGUCGGACCUCUGUUCAUGUGCUUGCUAGUGGAACAAUUCAAUAAACUGCGAGAAGGAGAUCGCUUCUGGUACGAGAAUGAACAAUUCAAACCGGAACAGUUAGCUCAGAUUAAGAAGACCACACUGGGACGAUUGCUAUGUGACAACGGAGAUAACAUUACCCGUGUAACCGAGAAUGUGUUUGUGCUACCAAACAAGCAAGGUGGCUACAAGUUUUGCGAUCAGAUUCCUCAGAUGGAUUUUGAACACUGGAUUGACUGCAGCAGCUGUUCGAGGGACCACAAACGGUACACUCCCCUAUCGCGACAACGAAGAUCUACACGCAACAAAAGAGAUAUAAAAACGCAGCUAUCGAAACAAUCGUUGUCGGAGAACCACCUGGACGAGGACUCCUUUAUUGAUGAUGACAUGAAUGAGGAACGGAUUGAGGGACUUGAAUCAUUGAUAGAAAGCUUCCAAAAAUCGAUGAAACAGAUGCGACGGAAGAUUCGGCGGCUGGAACAACAAUGUUCGGCCGCCGUCGCUGCUGCUGCCUUGGCCACGAAUGGAAGUGUAAGUCCAAUGAAAGGUAAACCCCAUGGGCACUGCGUCGACAACAAGGGUAUUAAACGACUCAACAACGAAAUCUGGAUGCGAGAUGAUUGUACCAAGUGUGAAUGCGAGCAUCACCAGAUAAGCUGUGAGACAGAGAAAUGUGCGGAAAUGAUCUGCGAGAAUGGACUGGUACUGAUGAAGGAGGAUGGCAAAUGCUGUUCUAUGUGUGCCGUAGACGACAGUGAACCAGUUGUGACCGUUAAAGAAGAUCAGUGAGCGAAAUUUCUCAUCAGGAACUGAUUGACAGUGAUUCUGCGUUGAAGGUGUAGAGUUUAGAUUUCGAGUUCGAAGUUGGUAGCGUUCUUUGGAUGUUCAGCUAAAUAUUAAGUUCAUUCUACAUUUUUCAGUAACCGAAAUAGAGUUUGGUUUAAUAUUUGUUCCGAAUAAAUCACCAUUGUAAAAGGAUUUCAUUCUUAAAUUCAGAUUAAAAAAUAACUCCAAAUGGCUAUAUACAUAUCUACAACACAUCUAAAACAUUUUUUUUUGUAUUUCAACAAAACAAAUUCAACCAGUAGGAAAUCAAAAUAACAUAACAAUAGCAUGCAGAUUUUACUUCAAUAGAUUGAUCAAAAAUAAAUCAAAUUUAAUGGCUCAACGUCGAACUAAUUCCUAUCUCGGGAGAAAAAAAAUACUUAUAACUUGUCUUACACCAUUUAGCAGUGAGUUGCCAUAAAUCAAAAAUCGAAUCGAAACGGGGGAAUUAGACAUGGUUAAAAAAUUUCUCGGCAUGAUAUGAAUUGGUUUAAAAAUCUCCAACACAAUCUUCAUUGUGAGUAUCAAAAACACACGGUACGACUCGAAUUUGAACCCAUGAACCAAACUUUCCUUCAAAUUUGAUUAGUAUUACACAUUUAAGCAGUUUUGUACUUUUAGGAUUCGGUUUUGAACCUAAAAACGACUAGUGCUGAUUCUGAGAAAAAAAAACAUUCUUCUGCAUAGAACUUUCAACAGACGAUUGAAUCAAAUCUAGGAUUUAAAGGUAUAUCAAAACAGACGAAUUUUGAUCAAAUGUCAUUAGAUUCAAGCGAAGAAAACCAAUCUAGAUGAUAAGUCGUGAUACCAAAAAUCUGACAAUGAAUUAUCAACCAGUAAUAGCAGUAGUAAGUUACACAAGUUUCACCGAGCUCGGUACAUCAAAUUGGGUAUAAUACUUAGGAUAAAAUUUCACAAAUCCCAUUAAACAAAACAUAAACAUGAUUCGACUCAAUAAAAAAAACAGUUUUAUUCACUUUUCGAAUUACCUUUGAA
Messenger RNA from Malaya genurostris, 6997 nucleotides. RefSeq names its product peroxidasin. Gene Ontology annotation, molecular function: protein binding; heme binding; peroxidase activity. The coding region runs from base 1298 to 5965 and encodes 1555 amino acids. Gene Ontology annotation, biological process: response to oxidative stress. The record is from RefSeq and is a predicted model, not a curated record. NCBI's taxonomy places the organism in Eukaryota, Metazoa, Arthropoda, Insecta, Diptera, Culicidae. The transcript has 12 exons.